AACAGAGAGCUCUUAUACUUUUGCUUCCGGGUCAAGUUUCGACAACAAACGUGAAGUGUUCCUAAUAAUUUUCUAUUUUCUACCUGUCGUAAUUUACAGAAAUGUCAGAAAGAAAAGUUUUAAACAAAUACUAUCCUCCGGAGUUUGAUCCAUCAAAGAUACCCAAGCUUAAGCAGCCAAAGAAUAGGACUUUUAGCAUCCGAAUCAUGGCGCCUUUUAAUAUGAGGUGUAAUACUUGUGGUGAGUACAUUUACAAAGGCAAGAAAUUCAAUUCAAGAAAAGAAAACGUUGAUGAUGAAGAUUAUCUUGGUUUGCGAAUAUUCAGGUUUUACAUCAAAUGUCCAAGAUGUGUGGCUGAAAUUGCAUUUAAAACAGACCUGGCUAACACAGAUUAUGCUCUGGAAGCUGGGGCAACUAGACUUUUCGAAGCUGAAAAGAUGGCACACCAAAUGGCAGAGAAAGAAAGAAAAGAAAAAGAGGAAGAUGAACUAAAUCCAAUGAAAGUGUUGGAGAACCGCACCAAGGCCAGCCGGAAUGAGAUGGAACAGAUAGAUCAGCUGGAGGAGCUGCGGGAAAUGAAUGCUAGACAUGCCCGUGUGGACCAUGAGAAUAUGCUCCAGCAGCAUAUGGCUUAUGAGGAGCAACUGCUAAAGCUGCAAGAACAAGAAGAAGAUAAGCUUGUUCAAGAAAUACUCAGAAAAGGUAGCUCAAGCAAAAUAGUGAAAAGAAUUGAUGAAGAUGACAGUGAUGAAGAAAGAAAUUUACUGGCCAAGAAAGCAAGACAGGAACAGAUUGUUUCAGCCAAGCCAACAGACCUUCUAGCUGCUGAAAUCAAGCAAGAGGAUAAGAAGAAACCAGCAUGGGAGCGAAGUGUUGGCUCUUUUUCCAGCAAGUCAUCACUCUCUGGCUUGGUGAAGAGGAAGUCUGCUGUCAAGACAGAAACAUGUGGAUCAGCUUCAUCAUCAACAGAUACCACCACUACCCCUAUAAAUGCGGAUUUAUCCCUGCCUGAUACCAAGCCUGAUCAAGUGGUCAGUACAGAGCAACAUUGUGAAGUUAAGCCUAGUGUAAGCUUAGGUCUAGGCCUGCUGGGAGAGUACUCUGAUUCUAGUAGUGGGGAUGAUGUACGAUAACUGCAAUUAAUUCUUUUACCUGAUGUACCUAAAUGCAAGCCUUUAGAAUUUUAUUACUGUUGUCUUGAUGAGGGCAGUAUUUGAAAUGCCAUGUAAUCACCGAUGUAGUAUUAAUCAAGGUGGUGAAUAUUUUACUGUCUGUGACAACAGGACAUCCAUCACUAAUGGUUCUAGUUUUAAGUUAUGAACUUCAAUUUUAAUUCAGAAACAAUACACUUGAAGAAAUAAAGGCUGGUUAAUUAAUUUAGAAAAAAAAAGUUGAAGCAACAUUAAAUUCUCAACAAAUUAAGUUCCAUGAAUAAAUUUAGGCAUGCCAUUUUUAACGUAUAAGUGAAUUUUAGACCAAUCUGCUUUUCAAUUAGCAGUAGCUAUCAUCUUGUUUAAAGAUGGAUGUGUUUAAUUUUAUCUGGUUUUAAACUAGUUUUUUAAAUAAACCACCAGGAUGCUGCCUUGUACAAUGCAGCAUAUAAAACUGAAAUGUAUCUAGGAAUAUUGCUACAUAAGCUUUUAUCAGUCAUGUUUAUUUGUAAAUGGUUUUUGUGAACUCUUCUUCCAAUAUUUUAUUUGUAACUUCUUUUAAUGUCUUUUAAUGACAGAAUGUAUUGUAUAUUUUAGUAAAUGAACACACACUUUAA
Molecule: messenger RNA, 1768 nt
Organism: Physella acuta
Lineage: Eukaryota; Metazoa; Mollusca; Gastropoda; Physidae
Product: splicing factor YJU2-like
Biological process (GO): mRNA splicing, via spliceosome
Cellular component (GO): U2-type catalytic step 1 spliceosome
Source: RefSeq, a predicted model, not a curated record